AUGCCUAUCAGCAAGAAAGACCGCGUCCGCAAGGAGCAGAAGAAGGCCGACGCAGCAGGAACUCGUGCUCCAGUCCUGGCCAACGGCACCCCAGUCAAGGCAGCCAAGCCAAAGUCAAUCUGCGCCUACUGCCGCAAAGAACUCGACAACACCAACCUCAAGAUCCUCGAACAGCACGCCGACACCCACAACGACCAGUGGCCCAAGGAGAAGUGCUGGCCAAACGAGUUCAAAUGA
This is a messenger RNA of Fulvia fulva, 237 nucleotides long. RefSeq lists its product as uncharacterized. The coding region runs from base 1 to 237 and encodes 78 amino acids. The record is from RefSeq and is a predicted model, not a curated record. NCBI's taxonomy places the organism in Eukaryota, Fungi, Ascomycota, Dothideomycetes, Mycosphaerellales, Mycosphaerellaceae. The transcript has 2 exons.